GAAGACCUGCUCCUGAUGGAGACCAGCAAUGAACCAGCACAACCACCCCCCACGCUCCUUCAGGACGCGGCACCCAGCGGGGAGCAGCAGCGGCUGGUGCAGGGGGAGCCCUGGCCAAAUAUUAUGGGGGAGAAGAAAAGAAGGAGGCUAGAGGAGCUGCUGGCCGAUGGAAUGGCUGUUGAUGGUGGGUGUGGGGACUCUGGAGACUGGGAAGGUCGCUGGAACCAUGUAAAGAAGUUCCUCGAGCGAUCUGGACCAUUCACACAUCCUGAUUUCGAGCCAGGCACUCAAGCUCUUGAAUUUUUGUUAAGCACAUGUAAAGUACUAGUUAUUGGAGCAGGAGGAUUAGGAUGCGAACUCCUGAAAAACCUGGCACUGUCUGGUUUCAGACAGAUCCAUGUUAUUGACAUGGACACUAUAGAUGUUUCUAAUCUUAACCGACAGUUUUUGUUUCGACCAAAGGAUGUUGGGCGACCAAAAGCAGAAGUGGCAGCAGAAUUCCUGAACAGUCGCAUCCCCAACUGUGCUGUUGUACCAUAUUUUAAAAAGAUUCAAGACAUGGAUGAAAGCUUUUAUCGACAGUUUCAUAUUAUUGUUUGUGGGCUGGACUCUAUAAUUGCAAGAAGAUGGAUAAAUGGCAUGCUGAUGUCAUUUUUACGUUAUGAAGAUGGUGUACUGGAUCCAAGUUCCAUCAUACCUUUAAUAGAUGGAGGGACAGAAGGUUUCAAAGGAAAUGCUCGUGUGAUUAUUCCUGGUAUGACGGCAUGUGUUGAAUGCACACUUGAACUUUAUCCACCACAGGUCAAUUUCCCCAUGUGUACUAUUGCAUCUAUGCCCAGACUACCAGAGCAUUGUAUCGAGUAUGUCAGGAUAUUGCAGUGGCCAAAGGAGCAACCUUUUGGAGAAGGUGUUGCUUUGGAUGGAGAUGACCCUGAACAUAUACAGUGGAUUUACCAGAAGUCUUUAGAAAGAGCAUCACAAUUUAACAUUAAAGGUGUUACAUACAGACUCACCCAAGGAGUUGUUAAACGAAUUAUUCCAGCAGUAGCUUCUACAAAUGCAGUAAUUGCAGCUGUUUGUGCCACUGAAGUUUUUAAAAUAGCCACAAGUGCAUACAUUCCUCUUAACAAUUACUUGGUGUUCAAUGAUGUGGAUGGGUUAUACACGUACACAUUUGAAGCUGAAAGAAAGGAGAACUGUCCGGCCUGCAGCCAGCUUCCCCAAAACAUAGAGAUUUCUCCAUCAGCGAAAUUACAGGAGAUCUUGGAUUACUUGACAAAUAAUGCUUCAUUGCAAAUGAAAUCUCCUGCGAUAACAGCAACCAUGUAUGGGGGGAAUAAAACACUUUAUUUACAGACGGUAGCUUCAAUUGAAGAACGAACAAGGCCAAAUCUUUCCAAAACACUAAAAGAAUUGGGACUUGUGGAUGGCCAGGAACUUGCAGUUGCUGAUGUGACUACACCACAGACUAUGUUGUUCAAACUUCACUUUAUCACUUAAUUUAUGAAUAAGUAAAGUGCUUAUACAGCAAGAGAAAACUGUACCCACCUUGUAAAACAAACGUACUCUGUGGAUGUUAAAUUAACCAGAAAUGUUCAUGUUAGUACUAGCAUUGUUGAAGGUUAAGUAAUGCAAAUGAAUCACCGUAUUUUGGAAUUGUAUGUAGAAGCCAAUAUUUGGUGGAUUAUAUUGUACAAAUACUUACUAGUGUACAGAACACUGAUGUAUAGGAAUACACUUUUUUGCAGUUUUUGUUGUCAAAACAUUAAUAAUACUAUCAGACACAUGGAAAUUUUAGGGUGGCCAAAAGUCUUGUCUUUUUAAAUUUGAAUGUGUAUGCAUAUAUAUAUGCAAUGAGACUUAAAAGGAACCACAGCGAUCUGGAUUUAAAUCAUAGCACUCCUGUAUGCUUGCCGAGUCACCUUAAAAGCAAGAAAGAGCAAUAGAUUAACAUGGGCAGUUUCCUCUUAUUUGAUAUUGAUCUGAUCAAUUGUAUGUAAGUUAUUAAGUAUGGAAGAGCUCACUUUGUUUGCAAGGAAACUCAGAAGGAUGAAAUGAACAACUGUACAGGAAAAUAGUGAUAUGUGCAUUUGCAGUCACCAAACAGCUGCUGCAUACAGUGUUGCAGACUUAUGUUCAAGUAUCAUUGGUGCUGUUAAGGUAUUUAUUAAUAAAAUAAUAAUAAAAAAAGACUCCU
Molecule: messenger RNA, 2197 nt
Organism: Cygnus atratus (black swan)
Lineage: Eukaryota; Metazoa; Chordata; Aves; Anseriformes; Anatidae
Gene: UBA3
Product: ubiquitin like modifier activating enzyme 3
Exons: 19
Coding region: 16-1500 (494 amino acids)
Biological process (GO): protein neddylation
Cellular component (GO): nucleus; cytoplasm
Molecular function (GO): NEDD8 activating enzyme activity
Source: RefSeq, a predicted model, not a curated record